AUGUUUGUGAUGGGUGUGAACCAUGGGAAGUAUGACAGCUCGCUCAAGAUCGUCGGCCGUGCUUCCUGCACCACCGACUGCUUAGCCCCCCCCACCCCCACCCCCAAAGUCACCCACGGCAACUUUGGCACUGUGGAAGGACUCAUGAUCCCAAACAGUCCAUGCCAUCACCGUCACUUAGAAGACUGUGGAUGGCCCCCUGGGAAGAUGUGUCCUGACGGCCAUGGGGCUGCCCAGAGCAUCAUCCCUGCAUCCAUUGCUGCUGCCAAGGCUGUGGGCAAGGUCAUCCUAGAGCUGAACGGGGAGCUCACCGGCAUGGCAUCUGUGUUCCUACCCACAAUGCGCUCAACUCCAGCACAGACAGGGUCCCAAGGCACCUCAUCUCCAGAAGCACCAACCAAUGCAUUCACUUCCAGUGUUAGCAACACAAACCCACCUAUGACAGAAAUGCCAACUGCAUCACCCUCCACAGACUCCACCUCAGGAAAUACAGGGCACACAUCUCCAGCUGUUUCUCCAACUUCCACAUCUGCCAUUACAGGAAUCUCAAUGACAAAUUCACCAAAUGUCCUGUCAACAGUAACAUCUCCCAUCACGUCUAAUCAAGAAUUGUCAACCUCUUCUCAGAAUGGCCACACUGGAAGCAUGGAGACCAGCAGCAAUCCUCAAAGCACCCCUCUCACACAGGUGACCACAUCAACUCUGUCCUCUUCCUCAAGUGACUCAACUCCAGCACAGACAGGGUCCCAAGGCACCUCAUCUCCAGAGGCAACAACCAAUUCAUUCACUUCCAGUGUUAGUAACACAAACCCACCCAUGACAGAAAUGCCAACUGCAUCACUCUCCAUAGACUCCACCUCAGGAAGUACAGGGCACACAUCUCCAGCUGUUUCUCAAAGUUCCACAUCUAUCAUUACCACAGUCUCAAUGACAAAUUCACCAAGUGUCCUGUCAACAACCGCAACACCCUUCACCUCUCCUCAGGAAUUGUCCACCUCUUCUCAGAAUGGCCACAAUGGAAGCAUGGAGACCAGCAGCAAUCCUCAAAGCACCCCUCUCACACAGGUGACCACAUCCACUCUUUCCUCUUCCCCAAGAGGCUCAACUCCAGCACAGACAGGGUCCCAAGGCACCUCAUCUCCAGAGGCAACAACCAAUCCAUUCACUUCCAGUGUUAGCAACACAAACCCAACCACAUCAGAGAUGCCAACUGCAUCACUCUCCACAGACUCCACCUCAGGAAGUACAGGGCACACAUCUCCAGCUGUUUCUCAAAGUUCCACAUCUAUCAUUACCACAGUCUCAAUGACAAAUUCACCAAGUGUCCUGUCAACAACCGCAACACCCUUCACCUCUCCUCAGGAAUUGUCCACCUCUUCUCAGAAUGGCCACACUGGAAACAUGGAGACCAGCAGCAAUCCUCAAAGCAUCCCUCUCACACAGGUGACCACAUCCACUCUUUCCUCUUCCCCAAGAGGCUCAACUCCAGCACAGACAGGGUCCCAAGGCACCUCAUCUCCAGAGGCAACAACCAAUCCAUUCACUUCCAGUGUUAGCAACACAAACCCACCCACAUCAGAGAUGCCAACUGCAUCACCCUCCACAGACUCCACCUCAGGAAAUACAGGGCACACAUCUCCAGCUGUUUCUCGAACUUCCACAUCUGCCAUUACAGGAAUCUCAAUGACAAAUUCACCAAAUGUCCUGUCAACAGUGACAUCUCCCAUCACCUCUAAUCAGGAAUCAUCAACCUCUUCUCAGAAUGGCCACACUGGAAACAUGGAGACCAGCAGCAAUUCUCAAAGCACCCCUGUCACACAGUGUUAG
This is a messenger RNA of Peromyscus californicus insignis, 1827 nucleotides long. Its product is annotated as mucin-4-like. The transcript is spliced from 3 exons. Bases 1 to 1827 code for a protein of 608 amino acids. NCBI's taxonomy places the organism in Eukaryota, Metazoa, Chordata, Mammalia, Rodentia, Cricetidae. The record is from RefSeq and is a predicted model, not a curated record. Gene Ontology annotation, molecular function: oxidoreductase activity, acting on the aldehyde or oxo group of donors, NAD or NADP as acceptor.